Messenger RNA from Meloidogyne enterolobii, 834 nucleotides. The record is from the annotation of a GenBank genome assembly. NCBI's taxonomy places the organism in Eukaryota, Metazoa, Nematoda, Chromadorea, Rhabditida, Meloidogynidae.
AUGAAAAUAUCCAAAUGUUUUCAACAAAAUACCAACAACAACAAUAAAAUAUUUUUAAAAUUAUUUGUAUUAAUUAAUUUAUUUUCUUCAAUAUUUUGUCAGCUUGUAAAAAUUGAAGAAGAAGAAAAUUGUAAUCCAAACCAAUUUAAAUUAACAAAACAUCCAACAUUAAAUACUUCUUAUUUUGAAUGCAAUGAAAAUGGAAAUUUGGAAAAACAUGACUGUCCAGAUGAGAAAAUAUUUAAUAUUAAUAUUUUGGGGUGUGAAGAAGGAAGAAAGACUGAUCCUGGGGAAUUUCAAAGUGAAGGUUUAAUUGAUGGACAGACUUCUUUAAAGAAGCAAAAUAAAAACAGUAAUACUACAACCGCCAGCAAGUCAAAUCAAACCAACAAUACUGAUGAAGAAAAUGUGCUGAAGGAACCUCAAUUUCAAGCUCCAGAUGAUAUUUGUUCUGGCGCAAUUCCACUAACUAAACUUGGAGCGCCUGUGAUGUGUAAUCCAAGCAUUUCAAGUUGUCCUGAUGGUUUUCUUUGUACAUUACAUCAAAGAACUGGAACUUCUUAUUGUUGUCAGGCCUCUAUUGAGUCUAUUGGACCUGAAGGAAGUUCAGGAAAUAUUCCUUUAUGUUCUGGAUUGCAAGUUACCUUCUUUGAGACAUUUUCUGGCUUACCCAAAACUUGUUCCUUAACUUCACCUUCUGGUUGUCCAACAGGUUUUGGAUGUAAUUUGGUUGAUGGAGCUUUUACUAGAUGCUGUGGAAGGGAUUUUGGAUGUCCGGCAAAUUCCGGUUUCUUUGAAAUUUUUCUUUUUAAAAAUUGUGGGGCAUCAUUAUAA